This is a messenger RNA of Dictyostelium discoideum AX4, 4578 nucleotides long. RefSeq lists its product as hypothetical. NCBI's taxonomy places the organism in Eukaryota, Evosea, Eumycetozoa, Dictyosteliales, Dictyosteliaceae. Bases 1 to 4578 code for a protein of 1525 amino acids. The transcript has a single exon. The record is from RefSeq and is a predicted model, not a curated record.
AUGGAAAUUAAUAAUAAUAAUAAUAGUAAUAGUAAUGAUAGUAAUAAUAAUUAUAAUAAUAUAAUAAAAAAAGAUUAUAAAGAAAAAGAAGAAGAAAGAGAAAAUAGGAAUGAAAUUUUAUUUUGGAAUGUAUUUCAUAAUAAAUUUUUAAGAUGUUUAAUUAUACAUCAUAUUAAUAAUACUCAUGAAUGGGUACAAUAUGAAGAUCAUAUUAGUAUUCAUUUCAAUAAUCGAAAGAAAUUUAAAGACAUUAUAUCACUUGAUAGAAUGAUAAGAUCAAAGCAAUAUAUAUUAUUAAAAUAUAAACUAGAAUCAAAUGAACAUAUUCAUAUAACAAAAUUCUCUUCAACUUAUUUAUUUAAAGCAUUUAAUGAAUUUAAAUUUAAUAAUAAUAAUAAUAAUAAUAAUAAUAAUAAUAAUAAUAAUAAUAAUAAUAAUAAUAAUAAUAAUAAUAAUAAUAAUAAUAAUAAUAAUAAUAAUAAUAAUAAUAAUAAUAAUAAUAAUAAUAAUAAUAAUAAUAAUAAUAAAGAAGAAGAAAAAGAAAAAGAAAAAAAUAUAAUAAUAUUAAAAGAUAUAUUAAAUUUAUUAUUAAUAAAGAAAAGGAAUCAAUUUGAAAUUCAUGAUCUUACAAAGGAUGCAAUUUCAAAUGAUUGUAUUGAAGCAUUCAAUAUAUUAAUAAAUGAACCAUACUCAAUAAAAGUUUAUCCAUCAACAUUAACAAAAGCAAUAAAGAAUUGUCAUCCUGAUAUAGUAUCACUAUUAUUAGAUUUACAAAUAAAACAAUUUGGUAAAAUUAUCAUACCUAAAAAAGUUAAAAACUAUUCAAUUUUCAUGGCUUCAAAAAAUAAACGUUAUACAGAACAAAUGAUGAAUUUUAUACUAUUUAGUAAUUUAAAUUUAUCAAUAUUAUCACCAUCAUUAUCAUCUUCAUCAUCAUCAUCAUCAUCAUCAACAACAUCAUCAUCACCAACAUCACCAACAUCAUUAUCAUCAUUAUCAUCAUUAUCACCACCUUUACAAUUAAAAUCAUCAAGAAUUUUUGAAGAUAUCACUCAAUCAUCAAUAAUAGUAGAAGAACGAAAAAAUAAAAGAUUUAAAAAAGAUGAGAAAAUAGAAAAAAAAAAAGAAAAAGAAAAAGAGUUAGAAAAUGAAAAAGAAAAUGAACAACAACAACAACAACAACAACAACAACAACAACAAGAAGAAGAAAAUGAAGAAAAUGAAGAAGAAGAAGAAAUUAAUUUAAAUGAAGAUUAUGAAAAUAAUGAUAAAGAUUAUGAAAAUAAUAAUAAUAAUAAUAGAUUUAUUGAUUUUAAAACAUUUUAUUCAUUAAAAUGUUUAAAAUUAAAAUAUAAAUUAAUGGAAUUAGAAUUAAUAUCAAAUAAAAAUUUAACAAUAACUGAUUUCAUUGAAUUAUCAAUUGAUUAUUCAUUUGAAAGAUUAUUAUUUGAAUUUAGAGUAGAAAUUAAAUAUUUUAGUAAUCAUUUAAAUCAUAAUACAAAGAAAGAAAUCGAGAAAAGGUUAAUUGAAAUUGAAUCAAUAGAUAAUCAAUUUGAAAAGUUAAAACAGUUGCAAAAGUUUAUAAUAUUACAAACAAAGUUAAUUGGUUUAUCAAAGGAUUACAUUCUAAAGUAUGGUGAAACAAUCAAUGAAUUACAUUUAGAUGAUGGAUUUCAUUCAUUAAAUGAUGGUUCAGAAAGAUCAAAUUUAAUAAACUUAUUUAGAUAUAUUGGUUUACUUGGUUUAAAUAGUACUGAUUAUUUUUUAAAAUUAAUGAAAGAAUCAAUGAAUGAUAGUAAAAUUAAAUGGUAUCCAAUUUUAAAUUGUAUUAAAAAAGAUUAUAAUAAUAAUAUCAACAACAACAACAAUAAUAAUAAUAAUAAUAAUAAUAAUAAUAAAAUAUUUUUUAUAUCAAAGAAAUCAGAAGUUGAUUGGUUUAUUGGAUGUGAUAAUGAAUUAAUUCAUUCAUUAGUUUUUGAACAUAUUUGUACAGAUACAUUUAGAAUUGAUAAUGUAGAAUUAUUAGAAUAUAUUCAUUUAGAAAGAGUUAAUAUAAAUAAAGCAAAUUAUAAAUCAUUAAGUGAAAAAUAUUUAAAGAAAUCACAGAUUGAAGGUAUAGAUCCAAGAAAACAGUAUAGACAUAAUUUCAAGAGAGCAAUUCAAAAUUGUGAUAUUAAAAGUUUAAAAGUAAUUGAUAAAUUGGGUGUAAAAGUUGUAACGACUCAAGAAAGAUUUAUAUUACCAAAUACACCAAUCAAUCAAAUUAAAACUCUAUUAGAUUAUCUUUGUAGUGAACAGAGUAGAUUUAAAUGUUUUUGUAUUGAAAGUUUUGAAAAGUUUUUUUUAGAAUUAAUAGAGAUAAAUUCAAGCUUCAAACAGGGGGAGGAUCAGCAGGAAGAGGGGGAAGAGAAAGAUAGUUGUUCGUUAUUACCAAAACUAUUAUCAAUUAAUGAAAUAUUUCCAUUGGAAGAUGUGCAAAAAUUAAUAGUUUAUACAAUUUUAAGAUCAAAUUUUAAGUUUGCUCAAUAUUUAUUGAAACAAACUGAUUAUUUAGGAUUUAUAGAUUUAGAUGGAAUAUCAUUACCUUUAUUCUUAUAUGAUAAUAGUCCAUCAAUUUAUCAUUAUCAUGGUACAAAGGGUGAUAUAGUAGAUUUAAUAAAUGUUUUAGAGAUUUUAGUUAGAAAAUUCCCAGAUAAUUAUAUUAUUAUCAAAAAUAUUUAUAGAAAUUUAAUUCAAACUAAAGGUUUUUCAAUUGAACAAUUAGAAUAUGUAAAUCAACUUUUUAAUCAAAAACAAGUUACAAAGAAUUAUUUAUCAGAGAGUAUUGGUUUAUUCGAAUCAUUUUAUUAUCUUCAUAUUAGAUCAAUAAAAUUCACUUCUUUUAUAUUAUCAAUUCCAAAUAUAGAUGAAAUUUUAGAAUUAUGUCCAAUUGAAAUGUAUGAUUGUAAUUAUUUGUUUGAAUUUAAUCUUGAUAAUGGUAAUGAUGGUAUAAAUAUAAAUUCAUAUUAUGAUAUCAAAAAUUAUUUAAAUUCAAAUAUAUUUACAUAUGAUUUUUUAUUUGGUCGUGAUCAAAGUGGUUGUUUUAUAAAUUCAUUUGAUAAAAUAUUACAUUUAUUAUUUAAUCAAUUAAUAUUUACACCAGUUAAUAAUUUAUUAAAUAAUAAUAAUAAUAAUAAUAAUAGUAAUAACUCAAAUGAUAAUUGUAUAUUUAUUUCAACAAUGUUAAAUUCAAUAUUAGAAUUUUGUUUAACAAUUAAAAGGGUUGAUUUAUUUUUUAAAUAUUUAGAAAUUAUAGAAAAUAAUGAAAAUUAUAAAAUCAAAUUUGUAUAUACAUUUAAUUCACCAUCUAAAUCAAUAUUACCAACUUCAGCAGCGGCAGCAGCAGCAACAACAACAUUGGUUAAAAAUUUUAAGCAACCUAUUCAAGACAACCAAUUAUUUCCAAAUUUAAAAGUUUUUAAUGAUGAUUUAUUAUUACCAAUACCAAAGAUGAUUAAAGUAUUUCAUUUAUCACCAAAUGUAAUUCAAAAGGCAAUAACAGUUAUAGAAGAUGUUGAAUUAAUUCAAAAAUUGAUAGAAUAUCAUUUCAAUGAAAAUCAAUUUCAUCAAUCUGUAUUUCUUUCAGCAUUAUGGUGUGGUAGAAUUCAAGAUACUGCAAGAUUCAUAAUGAAUAAUUAUCAAGUGAAAUUAACUUGUAUCAAUGUAUUUUCAUUAGCUGAAGAUUGUGAUACUCUUGGCUAUUCAAAAUUAUUCCUAACUGAAUUCUUUGAAAAGAUUCAAUAUCCUGAAUAUUUCGAAAAAUUAAGAAUUCAAUUAUCUUUUAAAUUAUUUAGAGAAAUGUUACUUGGUUUAUUAAUUUUAUAUUAUCAAGAUGAACCAUUACAAUAUCAAAAAUUAAUUAGUUCAAUUAGUAAUAAUAAUAAUAAUAAUAAUAAUAAUAAUAAUAAUAAUAAUGAUAGUAAUAAUAAUAAUAAUAAUAAUAAUAAUAAUAAUAAUAAUAAUAAUAAUAAUAAUAAUAAUAAUAAUAAUAAUAAUAAUAAUAAUGAUAGUAAUAAUAAUUUAAUUGAAUCUUAUCAAAAAGUUAAAAGUAAUUUUAAAAAUGGUCAAUAUAAUCGUGCAACUGAAAUGGUUUAUAAUAUUAUGAAACCUGAAAAAUAUCAACAAGUAAUUUAUCUUUAUGAUUUAUUUCAAAGCAAACAAGUUCAAUCACUUUUUGAUUCAUUAUUAAAAAAUGAUCAAAUUAAAGAAGAACAAGAAUUAUUUGAAAGAGAACAAUUAAUUGAUUAUAAUGAAAGAAAUGAAAAUAUUUUUAAUGAUCCAUUUAUAGAGGGAAAUAUAGAACAAUGUGAAUUAAUUUUAAAAUAUUAUCCAAAUAGAUUUAAAAUCACUCAAUCAGCAAUAACAAAUACAAUUAGAAAUAAUAAUAUUCAUAUUAUAAAAUAUUAUUAUAAUAAUUCAAAUGCAAAUUUAAUUAAUAAUUUAAAAACCGACACCAAUUUAUUAAAUCAUUUAAAAAUGGUUUUAAAGAAUCAUCAAGAUUAUAAAUAUAUUUUAAAUUAUUUUUGUGUAAAUAAAUAA